This is a messenger RNA of Bufo bufo (common toad), 1893 nucleotides long. RefSeq lists its product as uncharacterized. The record is from RefSeq and is a predicted model, not a curated record. Bases 230 to 1336 code for a protein of 368 amino acids. NCBI's taxonomy places the organism in Eukaryota, Metazoa, Chordata, Amphibia, Anura, Bufonidae. The transcript is spliced from 11 exons.
ACCGAGAGCUGGACGCUGCUGGUGCCCGGGAGACGGUUUGAAUGAUCAGCGGAGGUGAGAGGAGCCGGGGCCCCGCUCUAUGUGUGGUCUGUACCCCCCAGCUGAAGCUUUGUUACAGUGUAUCAGUGCAGAUAGUGCUCCGAUUAUCUGGACCGGGUACACUGUAACGACCCCUCAGCUCCUCACGUUCUCUCCUGUUUCCAUCGUUCACUCCUGAGGAUCUGCCGCCAUGAACUGGGACUCUAAGCUGGAGCAGGUCCUCACGGCCGCCGACGACAGCAUGGCGAAGAUCAAGGAGCGGCUGAACACCCGGGGAGACCUCGCCAAAGAUUUCCGCUUUGAUUUUCCUCCUGUCAGGCGAGCGCUGUACGUCGACACAGCGGCCAUUAAAGCCGCGGCACCGUGCCCGCCGCCCCCCGCGCUGGCGUCCUCGGAAGACAUGGUGAAUCUGAGCAGUCAGCUGCUGUCACAGGCCAAGAUGAUAACCUCCUUGCAUCACGCCAUUGGACGCCUGGAGCGGGACCGCGACCUUCAUGUCCAGCGCAUUCAGAGCCUGGAAGAUGAGGUGCGGCGGCUCGGCGCCUCGCGUGGACUGGACGCGUCGGAGUCUCUGCUGGAGAGGAAGAUGGAAGGACUGCGGCAGGAACUGUCCGGCGAACUGCGCCACCUGGAGGACAGAGUGAGGGAUUCCGCCAGCCCCUCGCUGCGCUCUGCCGCCAGCAUCUUACAGGAGGUGAACGAAACGAAGCGGUUAAUAUGGAAAGAGUACGAGAGUCUGCGGCGAGACACCGACUACAUGCACCAGCGGCUACGCCGACAAGAGGACGACUUACUGCGGCAAAUCUCAGGUGGGCAGGAACUGAAGCGGGCGCAAGAGAAAAACGCCACGGAGCUGGAGAGGAUACGGAGCAGCCAUCAGGCGCAGACCCAGGAGCUGGACCGGGUGCGGUCAGACGCGCAGGGAAUGCAGCGAGAUCUGCUGCAGAUCAGAUCAGCGAUUGGAGACCUGAAAGAGAACGUGCGGAUCCUGGAGGGGGAAGUGUCAGCCCCCAGAGCGAGGAGCGAGCGGCCCGCCCAUAGACGAUCUGGGCGCAGACAGGAGCUCAGCCGCUCGGCCUCCUCUUCCUCCGCGGAGGACGCGCGCUCGUGGAUCAGUCUGGCCGACAUCAGCUCUGAGGACUCGUCGUCGUACAGCCUUAGCGCUGCUGCUGCUGCGGAGGUCUCCAGAGCGUCCAGAGAAAAGUCCAGCGCAAGCGGCGAUGGGAGGAGCCAGCACAACCAUGACCUGGACGACCUUUCAGACAGCGCCCCGGAGCUCAAUUUCAGUGACCUCUGAAUGUUGGGGGGGGGGGGGGGGGGGGUCAUCGGCUAAAAUAAUCAGGACCGGAGGAGUCAUUGAAAAAUGCUCGACUGGGAGAGUUGUUUUUUUUUUUUUCGGUAUCUUGUAACAUUUCAGCUGCUGCUCGGGGGCAGGGCCGCCAUCUUAUCACAAUUAUGAACUUAAAGAACACGGACGAUGAUUGCAGCGCCGUUCUGUGCGCCUUAGCCAUGAUGCUACAGCCCAAAGACUUAUAUACAAGCUGAAGUACUCUGUGCUGCUCUGUAAUUUGCUGCUAUGCUCAGAUUUUAUUGUAUUUUAUUUUUUUAACUGUUUCUUGACUUUAGAGAACAAUUUGUCUUCAUGAGAUGUUAAAUUUUUUAUUUUAUUUUUUGAGGGGGGGGGGGGGGGACACUGAAUGUAUCCUGACAUACUCAGGACUGUGCUAAUUUAAAGGGCCAUACAGCGUGAUGAUUGUCAGUGUGAACUGAUUUGCUAACUUUACGGUUCGUUUCGUGACAGUUUUUUUUUUAUUUUUAUAUAGAAAUGUUGAGAGAUGUCGUCAUUUUAUAAUA